AUGUCUGAUUCACAAGACACGUCUCCGGCGGGGGACAAGGGCCUCGGCCAUGACGAGACGCGCGCCGACGUCGACGCCGACGUGCCCCAGUUGGAGGAGGAGGAGCAGCAGGGCGACGCGACGGGCACCGAGCUCGUGAGCCAGCCGCCGCGGGAUGGCUCCGACGUGAGCUCCAUGGACACAAGCCUGAUGGACGCCGUGCCCAGGAGAGCCGGGAGCCCGGUCGACUCGCUGGCUUCGGGUCAGGGCAACUCCCCGUCCAUUCAAGGAUCCUUCAUGUCCUCCCCCAGCAGCAGCGUCCUCCCCUCCAUGGCCACCCGUCCUGGCCUGAGCAGCCCCACGCCAUCCUUUCGCCCCUUUGACCGACGCUUCCAGUCGCGCAUCUCGUCGUCCGCCUCCAACAGCCCGCGCGCCUCGUCGCCCGCCCUUCUCUCUAGCCAUAGCCGCAACGCGUCCCUCGCCACAAACUUCCCAGUCGACCAGGCCGACGGCGACACCCCCGCCCCGCCCUGGGAAGUCGUCCGAUGGACGCGGCUCAGGAAGCUCAACGGGAAUGCCUUUUCGGAGCUGGGCCGCCGCAACUUUGGCUCGCCCACGUGUCUUGCUGUCUCGGCUUCGAUUGUGCUCGGAACUUCAAAAGGAAUAAUAUUAAUGUUCGAUUACAGCCAGAAUCUCAGGAUGAUCAUCGGGCAGGGGACCAAAGCUGUGGAAUCUGGUCCCGUAACCUCGAUUGCCAUCUCCGCCGACCACACGACCAUUGCAGGGGGCCACGCGAACGGUAGCAUCUUUACCUGGGACACGUCUAGGGCGGCCCGGCCCUUUCUCACAAUUCCGCACCUGGAUGGCGCUCAGGAGCAGAACCGUACGGCCGACGGGCACGUUGCCAACGUGUCCGUCGUCCAUCUGGGCUUCUUGGGAACCCGCCACACGGCCCUUGUGUCGGCCGACGAUCGAGGCAUGGCCUUCUCGCACCUUGCCACGCGGGGCGCAGGUGCGCUUGGCAGGACCGUCAGGACGACUCGGAUCCUGGGCCGCUAUCCGAACGCGCCGAUUCCCGCCGGAAAGCCGCUCAAGCCAAGCACCGUCCUCGCCUUUGCGCCCCUGCCGCUUGGAAACGUCGAGCGGACGACCGACACCAUGGGCUUGACGGCCAUGCUCACUCCGUACCUGCUGGUCAUUGUGUCGACGACGCCCGUGGCCCAGACGCAACACAAGUCAGCCCGGCCUAAGGAUGUCCCGGCCCAUAGUGCCAUGACGGGCUGCCUCGCCUGGUUCCCGGCCGUCAGGCUCAAGGCCCCCGAUCCCGCCUCCGGGAGCGACAUUUCCAAAGUCAAACUCGUCUAUUGCUGGUCAAACGUGUUGACGGUGCUGGACGUGAACGAGAUCCCCAGCGGAGACAGGGAUCAGCCUUCAACGUUAAAGUUCAAGGCCCGCAGCAGGUGGAAGUGCGAAGAGGCUAUUGUCGCCGUGCAAUGGCUGAGCCGCUCUGUUCUGGCCCUGCUCACCAUAUCCCAAAGGCUGAUUGUGCUGGAGGAUAGGAGCAUGCGAAUGACAGAGGCCUUUGACUUGCUCCCGAAGCACAUCUACCACGCGGACCUCUUCUCGAAGCAGCUUCAUGCUCUGGUUGAGCAGCUGGACGAAGACGACCAGUCAAUGCACGGCGUUGUAGCCGAUGCGUUCUACAUGAGCUUCAAGUCCUACAAGGGGAGAAUCUUCCUACUGAGCUUCAGCGAAGUCUCCAUCGGCGCGCUGUCGAAUUGGGCGGAUCGUCUGAUUGCCAUGAUGGAGCAAGGUGAUUACAUUGAAGCCAUCCGUUUGGCGACCUCCUACUACACAGGCGACGCCGACAAGCUCACAAUAGGGCUGCCCGAGGACACGCAGCUGCGGCACGCCAUGGUCCAAGACAAGAUCAUGGAGAUCAUCACGGCCUCACUCAAGUACGCCUUCGGCCAGCGACAGAAGAAGAGCGAGGAGGCUGAUGACGAUCAUAUACGACAGCUGGCCGAGGUCUGCUUUACCGCGUGCCAGGCAAUAGGAACCACGGACUACUUAUUCGCGGACCUAUACGAAUGGUAUGAAUCCGCCAAUGUCGAGGCCAUCUUUCACGAGACGCUGGAACCUUAUAUCUUGGAGGAGACAAUUACGGUUGUGCCGCCUGUCGUGGUCAAGGACAUGGUCAACCAGUACGCUGCGCGAGGCUGGGAAAGCAGGCUGGAGGAGAUGAUCUGCCACAUGCAGACGGCGACUCUCGACCUGGACCAGAUUACGGUUCUUUGCAAGCAGCACGGCCUCUACGAUGCGCUGACCUACGUCUGGAACCAAGCUCUUGGCGACUACAUCAGUCCCGUCAUCGACCUCCUGAGCCUGCUUGUGCCGCUGACGACAAACGGUAACCACGUCUCAGGGGAUUCUGGAGAAGGCUACUACAGCGUCAAUGCGCUCAAGAUCUUUCCAUACCUGUCUUAUAUCCUGACGGGGAGGGUGUAUCCAAGCGGAGAACCCCUGGACGAGGAAGCUGCAGCCACCGCCAAGUCGGGGAUCUACUGGUUCUUCUUCUCCGGCAAGACCAUCGAGUGGCCGAGGGGCAGCGGCCGAGAGUUCUUGACGCGCCCACCUGGCGAGGACGAGCCAGCAUUUCCGUAUCUCCGGUUGAUUCUCAAAUUCGACGCCCCCAGCUUCCUGAGUGCGCUGAACGAGGCGUUCGAAGACACUUUCUUGAACGAUUCUCCCGACAAGCAGGUCAACGGCGGGGCGCGCAUGGACAUGCCCGAAGAGCAAAUAUUUGGCCUGACCAUCAAUCGCCAAUUCAUCUUGACAAUCCUUCUGGACGUCAUGAGCCCGGACAAUUUCGCGCCAGAGGACACCAUCUAUCUCGACAUGUUCAUUGCCCGGAACUUGCCCAAGUUCCCUCAGUAUCUGCUUUUCUCUGGGUCGACUCUUUCCAAGGUCCUCGCCAAUCUUUGCACAUACCCGGGCGAGGAUCUCGCGGACGACGCCCAGCUCAGCGCCGAAUAUCUCCUGUCUGUCUACCAACCUUCAGACAUGCCCACUUUGGUGCCGCUCUUUAAAAGAGCGGGGUUCUAUCGCAUUCUGAAGCGCAUAUUCAAGGUUGAAAAGCAGUACGGCAAGCUCGUGGCCACGUAUUUUGAAGACCCCGAUGACCAAGACGCCGUGUUUGACUGCAUAUCAGACUGUCUGCGGCCCCAGGCCGGUCUCGACCCCCGCCAGCUGCGGGACGUGCACCAGGUGAUUGAGGAGCAUGCCAGGCACUUGCUUGACCUCAGUCCAGAGAGGACAGCGGCGACUCUAGCGGCUCAAGCAGCGACGGUUCAUCGCCAGGUCAUCGACUCGGCGCAGGACCAGCCGGCGUUGCAGUAUGCGUACCUGCAGGCUUUGCUGGAGCCCAAGGAGCCGGCGCCCGAUCAGGCCGAGUCGCCCGACCGGCAUUUCAUCGAGCGCUACGUUCAGCUCAUGUGCAAAUUCGACCCCCUGCGCGUAUCCGACUUUGUCGGCACCGUGCAGUUUGCAGACCUUCGGCUGGAGAAUCUGUUGCCGACGAUGGAAGCCACCGGUGUUGUGGACGCCGCGGUCGUGCUCAUGGCUCGGGACGGCCAGGCCGGUAACGCAAUUCAGCGGCUGAUCAAGCACCUGUUUACUCUUGAGUCGGCAGUGCAAGGUCUCUUGAGCGGUACAGAUGGCGGCAACGAGGACGUGGAUGUUGGCGCAUCAGUAGAGGAGCUGCUCCGCAGUUUGCAGAGAUAUGUUUAUGUUGGCAUUUGGCUGUGCCAGGGGCAAACGAAGACAUCGAAGAGAGCGAGCGUUGUCCAGAAGAAGCAAGAUUCCAAGCCAGACAACCUCUCAGUGGACGAGACGCUUUGGUUAAGUCUGAUUGAUGCGUGUGUUCAAGUCACGAAACGAUUGUCUCCGACGGUACAAAGACUUGCCGACGAAGAGGGGUUUGAAGAUGAGAAGCUUUUGCCGCUCCUCCGAUCGCUGGUCCAGCACACGUUUACCUCGUUGCUCAACGCAACGUCUAGCCGGGCGCGUGAGCAGCAAGGCAGCACGCUUUUGUCCAACGCCGGGUCGAAUCUGUCCUUUCUGCGAAUACUGAGGGCAUUCCUCGCCCAGGCGGCCACUUCGUCGCCGAACCUAGGUGAUUUGCGUGGCGUACUGGCGUCCAUCUUUUCGGCCUACGCAUACGAGGAGUCCAUCCUGCGGCUGUCGAACCGACUCCUGGAGCGGAGCCUGUUCGUCAACGUCAAGCAAGCUGUCGAGCUGCGGCAGCGUGGCUGGCGGCCGCGUGGGUCCACAUGCGAGGCUUGCGGGCGGAGGGCCUGGGGGCCUGGAGUCGCGGGCGGGGCCGUCUUUGAGGCCUGGGAGGACCGGCAGGCGAUGGAGGAAUCGGCCAAGAGAGACCGGAAGACGCGAGCCGCUGAGCGGGCCAAGAGCAGUGCGGGCGAGCCCGACGCCAAGGACAAGGGCAAGAGCCGGGACACGCACGUGCCGAGCAUGCCCGCAGAGCCGGAGGCGGGAGGCCCCGGCAAGGAUCCGCCCCUUGGACCCCUGGUCGUGCUGGCGUGUCGUCACAUGUACCACCAGAGCUGCCUGGAGGCAUUGCAGGAGAGGCAGGAGAACGGAGAGCCGGGGAGAGAAAGGGAGUACAGGUGCCCGGUUGAUGGAUAA
Hirsutella rhossiliensis is the source of this 4683-nucleotide messenger RNA. RefSeq names its product golgi CORVET complex core vacuolar protein 8 domain-containing protein. Gene Ontology annotation, molecular function: protein binding. The record is from RefSeq and is a predicted model, not a curated record. Gene Ontology annotation, cellular component: late endosome; HOPS complex. The coding region runs from base 1 to 4683 and encodes 1560 amino acids. NCBI's taxonomy places the organism in Eukaryota, Fungi, Ascomycota, Sordariomycetes, Hypocreales, Ophiocordycipitaceae. Gene Ontology annotation, biological process: protein targeting to vacuole; endosomal vesicle fusion. The transcript is spliced from 3 exons.